Molecule: messenger RNA, 1487 nt
Organism: Owenia fusiformis
Lineage: Eukaryota; Metazoa; Annelida; Polychaeta; Sabellida; Oweniidae
Source: the annotation of a GenBank genome assembly
AAAAUAAAGCUUCCGGUUUGUAGGAAAAAAUAAAAAAGUUCCAGAUUUUACAGAAUUUAUGCCAUAAUACUAGAUAAUACGGAUAAUAUUUUAGUUUUAUAUUAAUAAUUGUGAAACCACUACAUAGAGAGAUGGCAGAAAGACUAGUGAUGGACAGUAAAUCCCAUGAAUUGCGACUCGGACAAAGUUUUGACCCGACUUCAAAUGUCGGAUUUCAUUCAGUUCGAUAUGACUUUAAACCAGCUUCAGUGGAUGCCUCUAAAGUCAGCAGUGUUGACAUAAAUGAUAAAAAUGAAGUUACAAUCCAAGUUCCCCAUGUUGAGGGAGCUGGUACCACAAAUACUGUAUAUAAAGGGCCUAAGCGACCAUGUCAGAAAGAAUGCAUUCUUAUAAUUAACCAUGAUACAGGAGAGAUCAGCCUAGAGAAGCUCACCAGUACCAUCCAGCUCAAAAAAACAAGGAAAGAAGGUUCCAGCAAAGCUCAGCAACAGCUCAACAGACCUGUCACACCUGUAGAUAGAACAGGCUCCAAAAAAGGAAAACAAUCACCUGAUAAACGAAAAAAGAAGAACAGUCCAACAGAUAUAGAAAUGCAGCCAUCCCCAGCACUUUCAUAUGAGCCAUCGCCAGGCCCAUCCCCAGGUCCCUCCCCAUUCGCCCCCUCCGCCCACUCCCCAUUUGAUGUGGGGGUCAUGAGUAGUUCAGAUGAUGGAGCAGAUAGCUCUGAUGAGGAAUCUCACACUGUACCAAAUAAAGAUGUAGUUAAACAGAGUCAGAAUUCAGCGUUCCACCCACCAGAGAAACAAGGCUUCAUGAGCACAUUAAAGGAUGAUCUUCAGCUCAGCGACUCCUCAGAUUCAUCAGGAAGUGACAGUGAUUGAUGACAUCACAGCAACAACUGAUGACAUCACAGCAUAUAAUGAUGACAUGGCAAUAUGAAUGAUGAUCAUAAUGAAAUGUGGACAUCCAGUAUCAAAACUUUACUGAUGAAUAUACGAUGCCACGGAAAAUGUCUUGCAGUAUUUGGAACCAUUUGAGUGAUUGAACCAGAAAGGAUUAUUAUUAACCUCUAUUAUCCCAACAAUUUGCUGAUAUAAACAUUUUGUUUGAGCAAAUGCGUCCAUGCAUCAUGGUUUUAUUAAGAGGAGUCAUAUAGAUGGCAGGUCAAGCAGGGUUGUUCAUCACUGUUGUUGUGUUGGAUUUAAAUAUAAUAUUGCUACAAUAUGUAUGCUGACAAAAAAAUUCAACAGACAUAUUGAGAAUGGCGAGCUAAAAUCAAUUUUAUUUAGAAACUUGAUUGACCAUCAUCUGAUUUGGUCCAGGUUUAUUUUUAUUAAGUAAGCUUGCAUUCACGAAUGCAACUUUCAGCUAGCGACUACUAGUUUGAUUGCAAUUUGAGGACAAACUCAUUUAAACAUGAAUAGUACCUGCCGUGCAUCCCAGUAGUUGAUUCACCAAUUUGAUAAUUGAUGAGUAAUUCAUGAAAA